AUGAGAAGAUACCUUACUAGGCAGAUUCUUUUCAAACACAGAGAUAGGUUCCCCACCAAACUGGUGCGUAAACUGUCAGUCAGGGCCUCCCAUCAAGAGUUUCUUAUCUUGAAUCCAAAACCAAGCCGCCGGAACAGAGUGAAACAACAUCUCCAAGAGCAUGAGUUUCAGUUCUUCCGGAAUGAAACAAGACGGGUUCAGAUGUCAAAUCCAACUGGAGCUCAUCCACUAAAACCUGUAAAAGAACACAAUAAAGCUUGGGAAAGAGCUACAAUAGUACAGAUUAGACAUCUUCGGAGGUACACGGAGCGACAAAGGGAAAAUAGCUCCGUCCAAAAUCCAACCCUAAAAGCCGACCUCCGUAAACGGCACCUUCCCGACUCAACUCGCUGUGACUCCAGAAGCUCGGAAACCGUACUACACGGCCAGAUCUGA
This is a messenger RNA of Eruca vesicaria subsp. sativa (arugula), 435 nucleotides long. The record is from the annotation of a GenBank genome assembly. NCBI's taxonomy places the organism in Eukaryota, Viridiplantae, Streptophyta, Magnoliopsida, Brassicales, Brassicaceae.